AUGGUACGUGAUCGUUUGAAUCUUAAUGAGAAUGAAGAUAUUAAGCUAAGGCUUUCAAAUCAUAGAGCGAAGGAUGGACGUAGAUAUAACUUUCCAACAGCAAGCGAAGUGGCUGCUAUAAUAAUUGGUGACAUAGAUGCUGAUAAAAGGGAUAUAGUAUUGGAAACACGGUCUGGUUGUUUAAAACGAAUUAGCGAGUUGCAUUUUUCUUACCUUGCCCUUCAAUAUCCUCUUUUGUUUCCAUAUGGGGAAGAUGGAUUUAGGCUUGGUAUAAAGCACAGAGCUGUAACCGAUGGUGUCACUCCUAAAAGAAGUAACCUUACAAUGUGUGAGUUUGUUGCUUACAGAAUGCAACAAAGGACGAAUGAGGUUUCUUUACUGCUUAUGGCAAGGAGGUUGUUCCAACAAUUUGCGGUAGACACUUAUACGAUGGUUGAGUCUCAACGUCUUUUUUACGUCCGUACACACCAAAAAACUUUCAGAGUUGCUCCAGAAAGCCAGUUAACAAACAGCCGAGAUGCUGGAAAUUCUGAUGCAUCUAAAACUGGUCAACGUUUCAUAAUACCAUCGUCAUUCACCGGUGGUGCCAGGUAUAUGAUGCAAAACUAUCUGGAUGCAACGACCCUUUGUAAAUGGUAUGGUUAUCCUGAUUUAUUCCUUACCAUUACUUGCAACCCCAAAUGGCCAGAGAUUCUUCGACUCUUGGAAAAACAUGGUUUAAACCCAGAAGACAGACCUGACAUAACAGCCCGUAUGUUUAAAAGGAAACUCGAUAUGCUUAUCACUGAUCUUAAAGAUAACAACAUUCUUGGUGCUGUCAAUGCCAUUGUUUAUACAGUUGAAUUCCAAAAACGUGGCCUACCACAUUGUCACGUGUGUAUAUUUCUUAAGGAGAAACUUCCCAAUCCCGAAGAUAUUGAUCGCCUCAUUUCAGCUGAACUUCCAAACCAAGAUGAUGAUCCGAUACUUUAUGAACUGGUGUCCGAAUUCAUGAUGCACGGACCAUGUGGUGAAGACAACCUUUCCUGCUCAUGUAUGCAUAAGGGUAAAUGCACAAAGAACUUCCCAAAGGAUUAUUCUGACUCCACAUACAUCGAUGACGAAGGAUUCCCAAAAUAUAUGAGGCGUAACGAUGGACGUAAAGUCAAAAAGGGCAAAACUUUUCUUGAUAACAGGAAUGUCAUUGGAUACAACGGUUCUCUUCUCAAACGAUACCAAUCACACAUUAAUUUAGAAUGGUGCAACCAACUUGGAUCAAUUAAGUACCUUUUCAAGUACGUCAACAAAGGGCCCGAUAGAAUUACUGCUGCUGUAUGCCGGCCAAAGACUGAUGCUGACACUGAAGAGCAUAACAAGAAUAAAGACGAAAUUGCAAAAUUUUAUGACUGUCGUUAUGUAUCUGCAUGUGAAGCAUGUUGGAGAAUUUUUGCUUUUGAGAUACAUUAUCAAACUCCAGCUGUUGAACGUUUGUCCUUUCAUGUUAAAGGCGGGCAACCCAUUACGUAUGACGGAGAAGAACCUAUUGAAGAGGUUCUUUCUAAACCUUCAAUAGGAAAGUCACAAUUCUUAGAAUGGUUUGAGUGUAACAAAAAUUAA
Erigeron canadensis is the source of this 1596-nucleotide messenger RNA. RefSeq lists its product as uncharacterized. Lineage: Eukaryota; Viridiplantae; Streptophyta; Magnoliopsida; Asterales; Asteraceae. The record is from RefSeq and is a predicted model, not a curated record. The transcript has 3 exons. Bases 1 to 1596 code for a protein of 531 amino acids.